AUGAAUAAUCAAAUCGACGAUGAACAGAUAACAAUGCUCCGGCGGGCGUUCAGCAUGUUCGACUCCAGCAAGCAGGGCCGGAUCGAGAAGGAGAAAGUGAGGACCAUCCUGAACACGAUGGUGCACAACUACGAUGACAAUGAACUGGACCAGUUCCUGGAGAACGAGGACGUUGACGGUUCAGGAAAACUUAACUUCGAUUCCUUUGUACGAGUGGCGACCCAUUUCUUGGACGAAGACGAUGAAGCUUUACAGAAAGAGCUUAAAGAAGCUUUUAGGCUGUACGACAAAGAAGGUAACGGAUACAUCCCAACGUCAAGCUUGCGCGAGAUCCUGGCUGCAUUGGAUGACCAACUCACGCCCGAUCAGCUCAACGAGAUGAUUGCUGAGAUAGACACUGACUCCUCGGGCACUGUGGACUUCGAUGAGUUCAUGGAAAUGAUGACUGGCGAU
Messenger RNA from Iphiclides podalirius (scarce swallowtail), 453 nucleotides. Lineage: Eukaryota; Metazoa; Arthropoda; Insecta; Lepidoptera; Papilionidae. The record is from the annotation of a GenBank genome assembly.